GUAAACAGGUUAUGAUAACUUAGUUUACAUCGGCCUUCUCGGCUAUGAUAUCGUGUGUUCAGUAGUUUUGUAUAUUUGUGCGCGCGAUGAUUUUCGUAUUUUUAGCUGUAGUAAUUAUUAUAAGUUUAUAUUAUUAUGGAACAAGGACGUUUGAUUAUUGGACGAAAAGAGGUGUUAAACACGAGCUACCAUUACCAUUUGUAGGCAACAAUUUAAAACAAUUCCUUCAAAAAGCCAGUAUGGCAAUGAUGGCCACGGAACAUUACAGAAAGUUUCCAAACGAAAGAGUUGUUGGAUACUACAAAGGGACCAGCCCAGAAUUAGUUAUUAGAGAUCCAGAAUUAGCGAAACGAGUGUUGGUUACAGAUUUUCAUCAUUUUUACGCUAGAGGUUUUAAUCCUCACAAGACUGUUAUAGAACCUCUCAUGAAAAAUAUUUUUUUCGCCGAUGGAGACCUUUGGCGAUUGAUAAGACACAGAUUCACUCCUGCUUUUAGUACAGGCAAGCUCAAGGCGAUGUUUCCUCUCAUCACGAAGGCAGCGGGAAAACUCCAACUUAUUACUGAGGAAAUCAUGAGCAGAGAAUAUUAUGAUGCUCGUGAACUCAUGGCGAGGUAUACCACAGAUUUUAUCGGUGAAUGUGGUUUUGGUAUUAAUAUGGAUUCACUAAGUGAUGAGAAUUCUCAAUUUAGAAGACUUGGUAAAAGAAUUUUUCAUCGUAGCUUUCGAGAUGCUGUCUGUGCUGCCCUUAAGAUUAUGUUUCCAGAACUAUGCAAGCAUUUAAGAUUAUUAGAUCCAGAAUUGGAAACAACUAUGUUAUACUUAUUUCGAUCUGUUGUCAAAGAAAGAGAUUAUAAACCUUCUGGAAGAAAUGAUUUUAUUGACUUAAUGCUUGAACUAAAAGAAAAGGGUGAUUUGGUCGGCGAAUCUAUAGAGAAAAAAGAAGCAAAUGGAGAUCCAGUGAUGAUUAAAAUGGAGUUGAAUGAAUUAUUAAUGACUGCCCAAAUGUUUGUAUUCUUUGGUGCGGGUUUUGAAACUUCAUCCACAGCAUCCAGUUACACUUUACACCAAUUAGCAUUUAAUCCAGAUUGUCAAGAAAAAGUGCAGAACGAAAUUGAUUCUGUGUUAGAAAAGUACAACAAUGUUUUGACUUAUGAUGCUAUCAAAGAAAUGAAUUAUUUAGAAAUGGCGUUCUACGAGGCAAUGAGAUUAUAUCCCUCAGUGGCAUUUUUAAUAAGGAUGUGUACGUCUAAGGAGUAUACGUUCCCAGAACUUGACUUGACUAUCAAUGAAGAUGUAAAAGUUGUGAUUCCUAUUCAAGCAAUACAUAGGGAUGAAAAAUAUUUCCGAGAUCCGGAAAAAUUCGAUCCCGAACGAUUUACCUUUGGGACCAAAGAAGAUAUUAAAAAUUUCGUAUUUUUGCCAUUCGGAGAAGGACCUAGGGCUUGUGUUGGCGCGAGGUUGGGACAGAUGCAAGCAAUGGCUGGUAUAGCGGCGGUCCUGCAAAAAUACACAGUGGAGCCGGCUGCGUGUAGUGUGCAAAACCCAGAGCCAGACCCCUGCGGUAUUGUGUCAGAAGGCUUUGUUGGCGGUUUGCCACUUAGAUUCAAGAGGCGAACUCCACCGCGUUUGUAGGUUGUUGAUUAUCUCCAAAUAGGGCUAAACUGUACUUUCUGGGCCCAGGACACUUUACAUUAGAUAAAGGUAGGUUGUAAGUAGUAUAAGUAAGGGCUAUUAUUGUGUGUGACUAUAACGCGGGCACCAAGCGAGCGUGCUGAGGCAGCAGACGGCGAAGUGAGAGAAAAAUACUUCGUUAAUAGAGACUCUAAGAGAUUGUGAAGUGUCAACUCGAGGGCCCAGUUGAGCUUUACCCCUAUUUGAUUUCAUUUACGUUAAAACUCAUUGUGUUUGCCUGAGUACAGAUAAAGACUAUGAAGUAACUUGUUGCGUUUGUGUCUAUUACAGCUAAUCUCAUAAAAUAUUAUUGUAGUGAUACUCAUACGUUUAUAUACCCACUUUUAUAUUAAACUACACUUACCAUUUCAAUAUCCAUUAGAUUGAUGCCGGGAUCUCCUUUUUCUCCUUUAGGUCCUGCAGGACCUGGAAUUCCAGGUGGUCCUAAAGUUCCUGGACGUCCCUGUAUGGAAACAUUAUUUACCAUGAAUAGACGCAAAUGAAUUAUAUGUGGCUGAUUUUAACGAUAAAUUUUAAAUGAAUGUAGUUUGUAAUUGUUUAUUUCACUUUCUUAAACCUUAAUAAUAACUUUAUGGUAUUUGGAGCUACCUUAUCAGCAAAGUAUUUUACUUGUAUUAGGAAAUUCCGC
Messenger RNA from Chilo suppressalis (striped riceborer), 2322 nucleotides. The record is from the annotation of a GenBank genome assembly. Lineage: Eukaryota; Metazoa; Arthropoda; Insecta; Lepidoptera; Crambidae.